Molecule: messenger RNA, 2019 nt
Organism: Adineta ricciae
Lineage: Eukaryota; Metazoa; Rotifera; Eurotatoria; Adinetida; Adinetidae
Source: the annotation of a GenBank genome assembly
AUGGCUAACAAAUACAUUCCAUCUCUUCAUACAUUACCAACGGAAUAUAUUUAUCGAAUUUUGGAUUUUCUUGAUCCUCGUGACAUUCUCCUUUCGGUUCAGGAUGUUUCCACACGCCUUAAUACAAUUAUUCACACAUACCAUCGCUAUCAGAUCGUCUCUACAUAUAUUUUGAAUCGUCUUCGGUAUCCCCAUUUCAACACAAAAUUGAUAUUAACUCUUCAACUCUUGUAUCGCAAUAAAACAAUUACUACGCUCGUUAUUACUCAGAGAGAAUUUACUCUUGAAGAAGCAAAUCGUCUGGCCGUUCUUUUGAAAAUUAAUCAGACAAUCACUUCUUUACACCUUCACCACUAUGAAGUCAAUCGUGAAGGCAUGUACCAUUUUGCUGAUGCCCUGAAGAUAAAUAAGACAAUCACUGCAUUGAAGUUUUUUCAUUGGCGAUUGGAUUCUGAAACAGCACAUUAUCUUGCUGAUGCUCUAAGAGUCAGUCAGAUACUCAUUACUCUGUAUUUGUAUUAUACUUCUAUCGGUGACAAAGGUGUUUGUCAUAUUGCUGAUGCUCUGAAGAUCAAUAAGACACUUGUAACAUUGAAUCUUAAACACAAUGAAAUUGGCGAUGAGGGAGCGAUGGAUCUCGCUGAUGCUCUGAAGAUUAAUCAAACACUUUUGAGUCUCGACCUUCGAUACAACAAAAUUGAUGAUGCAGGAGGGUGUGACCUCGGUAAUGCCUUGAAGAUGAAUCAGACACUACAAACAAUGUUGAUACGCGAAAACUCGAUCAGUUAUUUACGAAAACGAACUAUUCGAUUCUUAUUGAAUAUCAAUCAAAUUAUGAGUAAACUACAACCGCAAAGCAAUCAGAUUGAUAAAAUAUCGGUAUCUCAGCUGAUCAACUCUUGGGAAACUACUCUGACAUUGAAUGCAGGAAAUCGAAAGCAUAGAAUUGCUGGCGAUGAUGAAGUUCGAUAUAUAGCGAGUAUCAUGAAGCCCAAUAAUACUGUCAAAAUACUUGAUCUGUGUGACAGUCAGAUUACCAAUGUCGGAAUUCGUCUUGUUUGUGAUAUUAUCAAGAAGUUAAAAAGUAUCAAUUCUUUGAUUCUGAACAACAAUCGGAUUGGUGCUCAAGGAGUUCAUUAUCUUACUAAUGCUCUGAUAACGAAUCAGACAAUUACCGUAUUGGAUCUUGGACAAAAUCAGAUUCGUGACGAUGGAGCAUUCCAUCUUGCUGAAUUUUUAAAGAUUAAUCAGAUUAUCACUAAAUUGAAUCUUUCACGAAAUCAAAUCAGUGAUAAAGGAGCACAUUGUCUUGCUGAUGCUCUAAAGAUUAAUCAAACACUCGUGAGUCUCGAUCUUUCCCUCAAUCGUAUUGGUGAUGAAGGAGAACGUGAUUUUGCUGAUGCUUUAACGAUAAAUAAAACAUUUGUCACUUUGAAUCUUCAGAACAACCGUCUUAGCACGGAAGAAGUGUUUCAACUUCAUAAUGUUCCAAAUAUAACCCAAGCAACGACCAGAUUGGAUCUCCGACGAAGAAAUAUCGAUGACAACCAAAUCUAUUUUCUUGCCAAUGUUCUGAAGUCCAAUCAUGUGAAGGAAGACUUACGUACACUAAACCUUGCAUGCAAUCAGAUUGGUGAUGUAGGUGUCAGUGAUGUUUGCGAUAUACUCAAAAUCUUCAAAACAACUGACACUUUACUUCUCGACAAGAACUGGAUCGGCAAUGAAGGAAUACAGCACCUUGCUAAUCUUCUGAAGACGAACCAUACUAUUACUACGUUGAAUAUUGGGGAGAAUAAGAUUGGUGAUGAAAGCGCAGAAUAUUUUGCGGUUGCUCUGAAGAUGAAUCAAACAAUCACUAAAUUGGAUCUCCGGCUCAAUCACAUUACCAAUACGGGCUUGCAACACAUAAGUGAAGCUCUCAAAAUUAAUCAUACAAUCACAGCAUUGUAUCUUCAAGAAAACGGGAAUCGGCAACUUCAGCACGGGAAAGAUCAGCACGGAAAGAUGAGCACGGAAUAA